CAUAACCUAAAGUCUUCAUUUUUUGGACUUCAUGUUCCAGUCAGCAGAAAAAAACUGACUGACUGAAGUCCAGAUGGAUGGUUGCGUGGAGGAAGAGGAGGACAGACCAGAGUCUCCAGUAUCCAGCUGUGUGUCUCUGAAGAGUGACUGGUCCAAAGAUCAACCUCCAGACUUCAGUAAUGAACCUGGACCUUCAGACACAAAACUGACUCAACUCCAGAUGGAUGGUUGCGUGGAGGAAGAGGAGGACAGACCAGAGUCUCCAGUAUCCAGCUGUGUGUCUCUGAAGAGUGACUGGUCCAAAGAUCAACCUCCAGACUUCAGUAAUGAACCUGGACCUUCAGACACCAAAGGGAGGAAGAGGAGAGGAGUUUGUGUGGAGGAGCAGCCGUCCUGCUGUCCUUUGUGUCAGGACGUCCUGAAGGACCCAGUCUCUUCCAGCUGUGGACACUGGUUCUGCAGACGCUGCAUGAGCUCGUACUGGGACCAGUCUGCUCCACCAGGACCGUCCUCCUGUCCACAGUGUGGAGAAAGAUCCAGAACCAGAGCUGGACUGCAGACAGCCAGUCAGAGCAGAACUGUACCAGCAGAUGCUGCUCUGCAGGAGGUCCUAGAUGAACACAAGACCAGUCUGAGGAGCAGAUGUGAACAUGUGACCGAAGGAAUUGAUGAAGGAGGAAGUAGAACCCCCCUCAACAGGAUCUACACGGAGCUCUUCAUCACAGAGGGACUGAGUGAAGAGGUUGAUACCCAACAUGAGGUGAUGCAGCUGGAGACAGCUUCCAGGAUGAAGAGCCUCCAUGACGCUCCAAUCCGGUGCCAGGACAUCUUUAAAGCCUUACCUGACCAACGUGGAGCCAUCAGAGUGGUUCUGACCAACGGUGUCGCUGGCGCUGGGAAAACCUUCUCGGUUCAGAAGUUCUCUCUGGACUGGGCCGAGGGCCCGGAGAACCAAGACGUCACCGUGGUGAUUCUGCUCUCGUUCAGGGAGCUGCACCUGAUCAGAGAUGAGCAGCUCAGUCUUCUCAGGCUGAUCCAGGUUUUCCAUCCAUCGUUCCAGAAGCUAACAGCAGAGCAGCUGGCUGCCGGGAAACCGUUGUUCAUCUUUGACGGCCUGGAUGAAAGCAGACGUUCCCUGGACUUCAACAACGGUCCGGUGGUGUCUGACGUCACACAGAGCUCAUCGGUCAACGUGCUGCUGACCAACCUCAUCCAGGGGAACCUGCUUCCCUCAGCUCUCAUCUGGAUCACUUCCAGACCUGCAGCAGCCAAUCAGAUCCCUCAGAAACACGUGGACAGGGUGACAGAAGUACGAGGCUUCACCGACGGCCAGAAGGAGGAAUACUUCAGGAGGAGGUUCAGGGAUGAAGAGCGGUCCAGCAGCAUCGUCUCCCACAUGAAGACAUCCAGAACCCUCCACAUCAUGUGUAAUCUCCCAGUCUUCUGCUGGAUCACUGCUACAGUUUUAGACCACAUGUUGACCACAGAGCAGAGAGGAGAGCUGCCCAAGACCCUGACUGACAUGUUCUCCCACUUCCUGCUGGUCCAGACCAAGAAGAAGAAGAACAAGUACCAGGAGGGACACGAGACGAAUCCACAGGAGCUGAUGGAGGCUGACAGGGACCUUCUCCUGAAGCUGGGGAGGCUGGCGUUUGAACAUCUGGAGAAAGGAAACAUCAUGUUCUACCAAGAAGACCUGGAGCAGUGUGGUCUUGAUGUCUCAGAGGCCUCGGUGUACUCAGGAGUUUGUACCCAGAUCUUCAGGAGAGAGUGUGAGGUCUUCCAGAAACCCGUCUACUGCUUUGUUCAUCUGAGCAUCCAGGAGUUCCUGGCUGCAGUCUACGUGCUCCACUGUUGGUCCACCAGAAACACAGAUGUGCUGGGGAACUUCCUUAAGGAGGAGAAUGAUGAUAAUGAUGAAGAAGAUGACAGUGACUGGGAUGAUGAGAUUUACCACUUCCCAUCACUACCUGUACUUUUGCACUUAGUCACCAAAAAAUCCCUGGAGAGUAAAAAUGGCCACCUGGACCUGUUUGUCCGCUUCCUUCAUGGUCUCUCUGUGGAGUCCAACCAGAGACUGUUAGGAGACCUGCUGAACCAGACGGAGAACAGUCCAGAAAUGAUCCAGACAAUCACCAACAACCUGAGGGAGACGAUAUAUAGAGAUAGAUUAAUCUCUCCUGACAGAAGCAUCAACAUCUUCCAGUGUCUGAUGGAGAUGAACGACCUCUCAGUUCAUCAGCAGAUCCAAGAGUUCCUGAAGUCAGAGAACAGAUCCGAGGAGAAGCUCUCUGAGAUUCAGUGUUCAGCUCUGGCCUACAUGCUGCAGAUGUCAGAGGAGGUUCUGGAUGAGUUGGACCUGGACAAGUACAAGACAUCCUCUAUGGGUCGACUGAGACUGAUGCCAGCUGUGAGGAACUGCAGAAAGGCUCGGCUCCCUGAAUGUUGGCUCUCAGCAAUCCACUAUGAAAUCCUGGUCUCUGCUCUGAAGUCCAGCCCCUCCCACCUAACGGAUCUGGACCUGGCAGGAAGCAAACUGCAGGACUCAGGAGUCCAGCAGCUGACCGCUGGCCUGCAAAGUCCACAUUGCCGAGUGGAGCGACUUUGGCUGGGUAACUGUGGACUGUCAGAAGUCAGUUGUGCUGCUCUGGUCUCGGCUCUGAAGUCCACGUCGACCCUGACAGCUCUGGACCUGAGCAGAAACCCCCUGCAGGACUCGGGAGUGGCACAGUUGUCUGCUGGACUGGAGAGCCCAUCGUGUAGACUGGACACUCUCGGUCUGAGUUCCAGCGGGUUGUCAGAGAACAGCUGCUCUUCUCUGGUCUCAGCUCUGAAGUCCAACCCCACCCAUCUGAAACAUCUGGACCUGAGUAACAAUGACCUGCAGGAUGCAGGAGUGAAACAUCUGUGUGGUUUUCUGGAGAGUCCAGAGUGCAGACUGGACACUCUGAGACUGAACCAGUGCGAGUUGUCAGGGAGCUGCUGUUCACCACUGUCCUCAGCUCUGAAGUGCAGGAGCUCCACUCUGAGAGAGCUGGACCUGAGCUACAACCAGCUGCAGGACUCUGGAGUGGAGCUGCUAACACCAGGACUGAAGAGUCCAAACUGCAAGCUGGAAACCCUGAGGUUGAAGUGCUGUCUCCUCACAGACAAAAGCUGUGCUUCUCUCACAUCAACUCUGAGCCUCGGUAUCUCCAGACUGAAAGAACUGGAGCUGAGUCACAACAAGUUGUUGGAUUCAGGAACCAAACAUCUCUCUGCUGGACUCCAGAGCCCAAACUGUCGACUGGAAACUCUGAAGUUGAAGGACUGUGGGAUCACAGCAGAAGGCUGGGCUUCCCUGGUUUCUGCUCUGAAGUCCAAACCGUGCCGUCUGAAACAUCUGGACCUGAAUCUGAACAAGCUGCAGCUGGAUUCAGGAGCUACGCACCUGUCAGAUCUGGUGGAGGAUCUGGUGGAGAUUCAGGUGUAAAUGAACCGGGACGCUUCAGAGAAAGAGAUGCUGCUGCGCCAUCUGGAUGGAUCAGCCACUUUCGUUAUCAUUUAUUUUUACGCAUUUACUUGUGGGAAGUUAGCCUGGUUUUUCACGUAUGUUCUGACUAGGGAUGUAACGAUACACUAAUCUCACGAUACGUUACGAUACACGAUAUUGAGGUCACGAUAACGAUACGAUACGAUAUUAUAGCAGUAUUUUUUUAACAACCUUGAA
Messenger RNA from Cololabis saira (Pacific saury), 3709 nucleotides. RefSeq names its product NACHT, LRR and PYD domains-containing protein 12-like. The transcript is spliced from 12 exons. Bases 74 to 3472 code for a protein of 1132 amino acids. Gene Ontology annotation, molecular function: protein binding. The record is from RefSeq and is a predicted model, not a curated record. NCBI's taxonomy places the organism in Eukaryota, Metazoa, Chordata, Actinopteri, Beloniformes, Belonidae.